AUGAAUGGUACGGAAGGAGAAAAUUUUUACAUCCCAUUAUCUAACAAGACUGGGGUAGUUCGUAGUCCUUAUGAAUACCCUCAGUAUUAUCUGGCUGAACCCUGGAAAUUCUCCAUCAUUGCUGCCUACAUGUUUUUACUGAUAGGCAUCGGACUACCAAUAAAUGGUUUGACGCUGGUGGUCACUUUCAAACACAAGAAAUUAAGGCAUCCCCUUAAUUAUAUUUUAGUGAACCUUUCGGUGGCCAAUUUGUUCAUGGUUCUCGUUGGGUUUAUUGUGACUUUUUACACAGCCAUACAUGGUUACUUUGUCAUGGGACCCUCUGGCUGUGCAGUAGAAGGCUUCUUUGCAACUCUUGGUGGCCAAGUCGCCCUUUGGUCCUUGGUAGUUUUGGCUAUAGAACGGUACAUAGUGGUGUGCAAACCUAUGGGGAAUUUCAGGUUUGGAAAUAACCAUGCUCUGAUAGGGAUUGUAAUCACUUGGAUCCUGGGUCUAGCUGCUGCUGGUCCUCCUCUGGUUGGUUGGUCCAGGUACAUUCCAGAAGGAUAUCAAUGCUCAUGCGGUCCAGAUUACUACACCAGGAAUCCACAUUACAACAAUGAAUCUUAUGUAAUAUAUCUGUUUGUCCUUUAUUUUAUGGUUCCCAUUACCCUCAUAUUCUUUUCUUACGGAAAUUUGAUAUGUAAAGUAAAGGAGGCUGCAGCACAGCAACAGGAAUCUGCCACUACACAGAAAGCUGAGAAGGAAGUCACCCGCAUGGUGAUCUUAAUGGUCGUUGGUUUUCUUACUGCCUGGUUACCAUAUGCCUCAGUAGCAGCCUGGAUCUUCAUGAAUCAGGGAGCAGAGUUUUCUGCUGGAUUUAUGACUGUUCCUGCAUUCUUCUCCAAAAGUUCAGUAGUUUAUAAUCCAGUCAUCUACGUGUUAAUGAACAAGCAGUUCCGGAGUUGUAUGAUCACCACCCUAUGCUGUGGAAAAAAUCCAUUGGGAGAUGAUGAGUCUACAGUGUCAUCUCAAAGCAAGACAGAGGUUUCUUCGGUGUCAUCAAAUCAGGUUACCCCAGCAUAAAGACAAAAUUUAUCAUGUUAAUUUUCAAACAACUGUUGGUACAUUUAUUCAAAAACAAUUUGGCAUCUUCCUUUGUUUUCCUUUAACUUUUCGAACAAACUGAAGCAGUGAGUGAAUUUUAUUAAUUCACAAUAUUUCAAUCAGAAUCAUAAAGAACAACGUUCCCUCUUUUUUUAAACAGCUGCACAGGCCAACCUUUGCUCUGAGCAGGAAAUGUUCCCAUGGGCUGAAAACUACAUGGCUCUUUAUAUUAACAUUAUACAAAAGAAAGUUCCAGCAGCACGGCAACAAAGGCUAUGUGCACAGGAGCAUUUCGGUUACUGCGCGGCUGCAGGGAACGGUAAUCACUCGUGAUUAUGGGCAUGGCAGCAUAGUAUUUCUAUAAUUGGCAUAGUAAUUCAACAGUCAGUUAGAUCUAACAUUAGCAAGAUGUGAAAGUACAUUAAAUAAAACUGGCUAUUAGCAAACUGACCUAGAAAGCUAAUCGAUUGUCAGUUAAAACACAUCUGGCUCCCUAACAUUUUCUAAGAAGUCAGACUUGCCAUUUCUACACAAUCUUGUUUACCGGCAUCCAGUUCUAUGCAAUGUGAUUGAUUAUUAAUGCCCCCUGAUGCCAUUUAAAACAAAAUCUAUCAAUAACUUCAGACUUUAUAGUAAUAACUAGUCUGGAGAAUAACU
Molecule: messenger RNA, 1743 nt
Organism: Hypanus sabinus (Atlantic stingray)
Lineage: Eukaryota; Metazoa; Chordata; Chondrichthyes; Myliobatiformes; Dasyatidae
Product: green-sensitive opsin-like
Exons: 5
Coding region: 1-1065 (354 amino acids)
Biological process (GO): phototransduction; G protein-coupled receptor signaling pathway; visual perception
Cellular component (GO): membrane; photoreceptor outer segment
Molecular function (GO): G protein-coupled receptor activity
Source: RefSeq, a predicted model, not a curated record